Molecule: messenger RNA, 972 nt
Organism: Ramularia collo-cygni
Lineage: Eukaryota; Fungi; Ascomycota; Dothideomycetes; Mycosphaerellales; Mycosphaerellaceae
Product: related to DNA repair family protein
Exons: 3
Coding region: 1-972 (323 amino acids)
Biological process (GO): DNA repair
Source: RefSeq, a predicted model, not a curated record
AUGUCGAAACGUCCAAGAACUCUCGAUAGCUUCUUCGCACCACACGCGGUCAAGAAAAGCAAGCUUGUCUCGGAAGAACUCUCGGAGACUGCCAUCAUCCAGCAGAACUCCAGACAUGCUACGUACCCAUUCGCCAUCCCAGAACUGCCAUUGGAGCUGCGAGAGAUGCUCAACUUUGUACCAGCGACGGAAGGACGUGUCAUGAACAACCAGCCAGAUCUUGAUCUACUCUACUUCUCGCCUUAUAUACCCAAAGACGCCGUACGAGGACUGUUUGAAUUCCUCAGGCAUGAGCUCUUCUUCUAUCGAGUCAAAUACAAUAUCAAGCGCGGUCCAGUUGAAACUCAGAUCAACACUCCCCGCUAUACGACCGUGUUCGGUGUAGAUGACACUGCGCGCUUUGACGAUGACGGAGCAUUGGUAGAUGCCAAAACRGAGAAGCCGGUUGCUCAAAGUGCUUAUAAGCAGCGACCGCGUCCAAUACCAGCUUGUCUGGAUGAUAUACGCAAGCUAACAGAAGCUGCGACCGGCUGCACAUUCAAUUUCGCUCUGGUCAACUAUUAUGCCACUGGAGAGGACUCCAUCUCGUACCACAGUGACAAUGAGAAAUUUCUAGGCAUUGAUCCAGCAAUAGCUUCCUUCUCGUUGGGUGCGAAGCGCGACUUUCUUCUCAAGCACAAACCGACACCCCAGAAGCAUGAAUCAGAAACCAAGCCCACCAAACUCAACCUUCAAAGCGGAGACAUGAUCUUGAUGAGGGGAAAGACUCAAAGCAACUGGCUGCACUCCAUCCCAAAGCGCAAGGGCGGCGAGGCCGAUAAAGGUCGGAUCAACAUCACUUUCAGGAAGGCCAUGAUCAGAGGAGGUACAGACAACUAUUAUCGCUACAAUGUGGGCGAUGGGGGCAUUUACAAAUGGAGCGACGACCAUCGAGAGAUGUUGCCCAGUACCAAUGUAACUCCCAACGCCUGA